Messenger RNA from Podarcis muralis (Common wall lizard), 2137 nucleotides. The record is from RefSeq and is a predicted model, not a curated record. NCBI's taxonomy places the organism in Eukaryota, Metazoa, Chordata, Lepidosauria, Squamata, Lacertidae.
GUUGAGGGUAGAAUUGCAAGACAAUGGUGCCAUCGUCUCCCUUCGCAUCCCAGGGAAAGGAAGACAGACCAGCAGAGAAGAAGGUGACUGCGUAUUUCGCCAAGGGGGAGUAAAAUCUCCUGGAUCCAGGAGCUUUGUACAAGGAAGCCACAAUGGAGAGUUGUGGGAAUCUGCACUCUGCCUCAGACAGAAGGACAAUGAGAAUUCUGUGGAGCCACCUGAGGUGUUGUCAGAAACGGCCAACCAUUCAGUGGGGAAGGAGCUUGGUAUUCAAAGGGGAUGGAAAAAGCACAUGGGAAACCAACCAAAGGCAGGGAGGAAGAGAUUCUCUGCUUCUCAGGGUGCCAGUGUCCACAAACUCCUAAUCCCACAGGAAGAUCAGAAAGGAAAUAGAAAAGAAAAAUGCCCGGUGUGUGGGAAAACAUUCAAAGAUAAAUCAAACUUGAACAGGCAUUGUAGAACCCACACAGGGGAGAAACCAUAUGAGUGCCUGGAAUGUGGAAAGAGCUUUGGUCACAGCCACCAUCUUACCGUUCAUCAGAGAACUCACACUGGGGAGAAACCCUAUAAAUGCACAUAUUGCGGAAAAGCCUUCAGCGAUAGCGGAAGCCUUACUACCCAUGAAAGAAUUCAUACAGGGGAGAAACCAUACAAGUGUACGGACUGUGGAAAGAGCUUCAGCAACAGCGGAAGUCUUCAUACACAUAGAAGGACUCACACGGGCGAAAAACCGUAUAAGUGCCUGGAAUGUGGAAAGAACUUCAUCCACAGUGGAAGCCUUCAUGCACAUCAGAGAAUCCACACAAGGGAGAAAAUGUACACAUGCGUGGACUGCGGGAAGUGUUUUGCUUCCGGCAGCCCCUUUAACACACAUCCCAAAACCCGCACAGAGGAGAAACCUCAUAAAUGUAUGGCGUGUAGAAAGAGGUUCAUCAGUAGUGGAAGCCUUAAUUCUCUGCAAAUAUUUCACCCAGGGGAGAAACCAUACGAGUGUGUUGUGUGUGGGAAAAGCUUCAUUGACGGCAAAAGUCUGACUGCGCAUGAAAUAACUCACACGGGGGGGAAGCCAUAUAAGUGCCUGGAGUGCGGGAAAAGCUUCCGCCAAAGCUAUAAUCUUACAUCACAUCAGAAAACUCACACCGGGACGAAACCUUAUAAAUGCAUGACGUGUGGGAAAAGCUUUAGUCGUAGUGGGAGCCUUCUUUCCCAUCAGAGAACCCACACAGGAGAGAAGCCCUAUAAGUGCAUGGAGUGUGGAAAGAGCUUCAUUGAGAGCCAGCAGCUUACCUUACAUCAAAGAACUCACACGGGAGAGAAGCCCUAUAAAUGUGUGGAGUGCGGGAAGACCUUCAGCACGAGCGGAAGCCUUAACAGACACCAAACGACUCACACAGGGGAGAAGCCCUUUCAAUGUGCUGAGUGCAGGAAGAAUUUCAGCCAGAGGACACACCUUACGAAACACGAAAGAACGCACACAGGCGAGAAGCCCUACAAAUGUGCGGAGUGCGGGAAAAGUUUCAGCACGGGCGGAAGCCUUCACAGACAUCAGACGACCCACACAGGGGAGAAACCUUUCGAAUGCGCGGAAUGCGGGAAAAGCUUCAGUCGUCGAGGGAAUCUUAAUACACAUCAGAGAACCCACACAGGGGCAAAGCGACGUAAACGUGUGGAAUGUGAGAAAAGCUUUGGUGCAGGUGGCAGCCAUACCUCGUAUCAGUGGAUCAGUGAAGAUGGUUAGCUGUUUCUGGUAUAAAUAUCUGUAUUAAUGUGCAUUUGUUAGUUUCAAGAAUGAGGGUAGCCAUGAGGGGCAAGACUUUUCUGGCGCCUGAAAGACUGAAACCAAUUUAUUGAGGCAUAAGCUUUUAUGGCCUAAAGUUCACAUCAUCAGCUACAUGGUUUUAUCUCGGUCAGGAGGCACUCUCCAAUUUGUGCACCCCCCUCAAUUUUUGUGGGGGUUCCAUUCCAGGUCACUGUGCAUGUCAACAGUGCACAGGUAAGCCCACCACACCCCAUUGCACCCACUUCCAGGGCCAAAAAUGGUAUACACCUGCUUUGAACACGUGGUCUGUGUGUGUGGUUUGGGAGCUGCAUGGUCAGGGGAAAAACAAUGCUGUCCAGGGUUGUAAAGACUGCGGAG